CUGUGCCUUUAAGCCGCUGUGUGCAGGAUUACCUGGGAGAAAGGCCAGCAUUUCCCACUGCUGGAGCAAAGUCUCAGCCCCCUGGGCCUCAGUCCCUCCUGCUGCAGCCCCCACAACAUGCAGCCCCAGGAGAGCGGCGUCCACUACAGCAGGUGGGAUGACAACAGCCGGGACGAGGUCAGCCUGGCGGCCGUGUCCAGCACAGAGGAGGCCUCAUGCUGUCAGAGGGUCUCCCGGAAGCUGUGCACAGGCAAGCUGGGGGUCGCCAUGAAGGUGCUGGGCGGCGUGGCCCUCUUCUGGGUCAUCUUCACCCUGGGCUACGUCACUGGUUACUACGUGCACAAGUGCAAGUGA
Messenger RNA from Galeopterus variegatus (Sunda flying lemur), 354 nucleotides. It is a transcript of the gene SMIM1, whose product is annotated as small integral membrane protein 1 (Vel blood group). Bases 118 to 354 code for a protein of 78 amino acids. The transcript has 3 exons. The record is from RefSeq and is a predicted model, not a curated record. NCBI's taxonomy places the organism in Eukaryota, Metazoa, Chordata, Mammalia, Dermoptera, Cynocephalidae.